Messenger RNA from Penicillium pulvis, 1239 nucleotides. Its product is annotated as TauD/TfdA dioxygenase family protein. The transcript has 4 exons. Gene Ontology annotation, molecular function: oxidoreductase activity. The record is from RefSeq and is a predicted model, not a curated record. Bases 1 to 1239 code for a protein of 412 amino acids. NCBI's taxonomy places the organism in Eukaryota, Fungi, Ascomycota, Eurotiomycetes, Eurotiales, Aspergillaceae.
AUGGUGUUCGCUGUUUCUGCCACUGCCACUGAGGUCGAUGCCCCCAAGGUUUUGACAGUUCGAGAAGCAUAUCAACCUCCAUCGGCGACCACUAGCAAUGGACGCGUGGUACCGAUCAAGCACGAGAACAAUGUGGAUUUUGGAGCCGAAAUUCACGGUAUCGAUCUGAACAAUUUCACCUCGGCCGACUUUGCCCUCAUUUCUGAUGCCCUGCAUAACCACAAGCUGCUUGUCUUCAAGGAGCAGCCACAAAUGUUAACGCCACAACAACAAUAUCGCUUAACUGCAUGCUUCGACCCCGAAGAGAAAACUGGAGGCUUCGCCCACGGUGCCGACCCUGUACUUCUCUCCGAGGAUGGCGUCACCAUAUAUGGCCUGCCAAAUCGACCAGCCAUCAAUGCCCAGCCACAGGUGCAUAUCUUGGGUCGCGGUGAAGUUCCUGAAGACCAUUUCGAUUUCCCGCCCGGAUUCAAAGUGAAAGGCAUUAAUCAUGUCGACUUCCAUUUGCCACCACACAUUCCCCAGGAGGAAAGAGAUGCAGGCGCGAGUCGCUUCUACCAGUGGCACUGGGAUGGCUCUUUGUAUAAGAUCCCUCCACCACGCGUAGGUUGUCUGCUGGCCGUGCGAACGCCGAAGGGCCCUGAUGUGACCGUCCACUGGGGCGAUGGCACUGGAAGAACGAUGGAUAUUGCACCCGGUGCAACUGCUAUGGUAGCUGGAUCGCAAGCGCUGCAGCUUCUGGACCCGGAGCUGCGUGAAAUUGUCCUGCACAGUCGUAUUGAAUACGCGCCGCACGCAUUUCAGUGGAUGUCAACUGCCCGCAGUACCAAACUCGGUCAUCUUAUCGAAACGGAGGGCCGUGAGAUGCCGCUCGAUAAGCUUUCGCCCUGGACACAGGACGGAAUCUGUGUUUAUCCCAUGGUCUGGACUAAUCCGGUGACUGGGGAGAAGUCUCUUCAAGUUCAUGGCCAAGGAGCUUUCAAGUUGUAUCUCAAGAAUCAGCCAGACGGGGAAGAGACUGUUGUUACUGACCUGAAGGAGGUCCGAAGUUUUAUGGACAAGAUCAUGAGCCCAGUCUUGUCGCCAGAGAACAUUUACGCGCAUCCUCAUCAAGAGCAAGAUGUCAUUCUAUGGUACAACCGGGCAUUGUGGCACAGUAUCACUGAGUUCCCUGAGUCGUACGGGCCGCGAAUCAUGCAUCAGUGCAAUAUCGCAGCAUCAGACCAUCCUUCAGUCUAG